This is a messenger RNA of Microsporum canis CBS 113480, 11898 nucleotides long. Its product is annotated as DNA binding protein URE-B1. The record is from RefSeq and is a predicted model, not a curated record. NCBI's taxonomy places the organism in Eukaryota, Fungi, Ascomycota, Eurotiomycetes, Onygenales, Arthrodermataceae. Gene Ontology annotation, biological process: protein polyubiquitination; positive regulation of protein catabolic process; proteasome-mediated ubiquitin-dependent protein catabolic process. The transcript is spliced from 5 exons. Gene Ontology annotation, molecular function: ubiquitin-protein transferase activity. Bases 1 to 11898 code for a protein of 3965 amino acids.
AUGGGGAGAAUUGAGAAGGUGGCUAGCUCUAAGCAUGAGGCUACGAUUUCGCCGGCGAUAGCUCAGUUUGCAAAGAAAGCUAUUGAGAUUCCCCUUGCCGAACUCCCGUCGUACCUCGUGACAUUCCCACGCCAGUGGCCGUUUCCGCGGGGUGACCUUUAUCACUGGAUUGGUGUCUUGAAUCGAUUUGAUGAGCUGCUGGCGCGUGUUGCAACAAAAUAUGGACUUGACGAAGGACCGCAAUCGACGCCUUUUGGUCGGCACGUCCUCGUCGAAGACGCUGUUUCCACGCGUCUGGUUUCCAAUGAACAGGAUUGUGAACAAAAGCUCAACCAGUUGGGACUAGGACCAGAGGGUGAUAGAGAGCUAGUAGAGUCAAUCUUAGACUUCUCGCGGCUCCUGCUAGAGAAAUGCGGCAACCGAAGUUUGUUUAGUAGUAGCGAGCGCCUAAACGCUUUUCUGAACACAACUUCACUCAGUCUCAUUCAAUGUACUCUACGACUUUCUCUCUGUCUGGCACAGCGAUACUACUUCCGCCAACGAUCAACCAGCAGCACCCACUUCCACCAGAGUUUAUUGGCUGCACAUUAUAAUAUUGAGCUGGAACGUGUCCAGAAACUGGCAUCGCCUUUCCCUCGCCCGCCAUCGUUCAUUGAGACCGCUGAAGCAACGUCAUUGGAAAAAGGAAAGGAGAAGGCUGGCCAGCCUAGCGCCGCGUCUGGUGAUAGAUGCAAUGCUAAUGACCUGAUUUCAUUGACCAAGGUGCCGUCCGACAGGAUUACUAUGACAGAUAUCUCCCCAGCAGCCGAGGUGGGUACUGCAGAAUGGAAAGACUGGGGGACUGUUCGGUUUUCUUAUUACCCGCGCGAUACUGCGGUGGAGCCGUCUAGCAGCACAUUCGGCACUUCUCAAGUUCAGAUGACACCAACACCAUCACGCACCAGAUCUUCCGAAUAUCAGAGUUCUAGAUUGCUCCAUGGAUCAAGUGUGGACGACUCUCCAAUUCCUAUGACUCAGUCGCCCGCUGUGAGACAAGAGGCGGCUAGAGGGAUGAGAGUACUGGAAAUUCCAAGCGCCAAGGUAUUAUCUACUAGUACUGAAGAACUUUUGAAGGAGAAUUUGAUCGAGUUACCAAAAGAUUCGGCAUACGAUUUUUUGAAUCGUCUUCGAAUAGCAGCUGCUCUCGCAAAGUCGCCUGAGUCAAGAAGACAAGUACUUGGCAUUAGACUUCUUGCUCUAACAAACUUGGCCUACAUCUACCCUGAAGCUAUAUUCCAACAAAAAAUCCUUCAGCAAGAUUCUGAUGAGCCGAAACGUCUUCAGCUGGCGUACCAACUUUCUGAGUUUGUGCACCUCGGGGUUGCUGGUGACAUUAGUGCAUCCACAUUAAAUCAGUCGUUCGCCUUAACAUGUUUAGAUGCCCUGGCUAAACAUAAGGCUAGAUCCGCAGAUGUCUGUGCAGCAUUAAAUUUGAAUGUCAACCAUGGAAUUUUGAUGUUUCUGGUCCGGAAAACUGUCUCUGAACUUGCAUCGGAGGACGACUCGUUUGAUGACGUUGAGGGAGAUGACUGGCGUGAUGCCCUUUUUGGACUUCUUCGGACCCUUCCUAGCUCUGGAACAAGAGCUCCAGAAACAUUGGUGUCAGCUGGUUUGAUCCCUAUGUUCGUCGACAUGUUGAACCUCCGAACGGAGAAGGCCCGAAGGGUAUAUCCUAGAGUCUUGGAGUUCCUUGACAGCUUCGUCCACUCAGUCCGAGAUGCCCUGGCAACCCUGGCUGCGGCGAAGGGCUUCGACGCUAUUUCUGACCUUAUUGCGACUGAGACAAAAUCCGCAUUCGAGAUGGUGGGCGAAGGUAAUGGCAUAUCCGAAGAUUAUAAAACUCCUUCUACCGAUUAUUCCAUUCCUUAUUUUCAACAGCAGGCGAUCCGAUGGCUGUUCAAGUUUGUCAAUCACGUAAUGCAACAUAAUAGCGGUGGUUUUGAACGUUUGAUCCGGAAUUUCAUAGACUCCCCCCCUCUUCUUAAUGCACUUCGCCUUGUUAUUGAAAACGCGAAGACUUUUGGCUCUCAUGUCUGGAGUGGCUCUAUAAACAUCAUGAGCCACUUUAUUCACAAUGAGCCAACCAGUUACGCUGUCAUAGCUGAAGCCGGUCUCAGCAAAAGCUUCCUCGAGGCAGUUAUGUGCAAACCGCUUGAAGUUCCGGAUGAGCCAACUGAAGAGAACAAGAAGCCCGCCAAACCACAAAAUCUGUUUAACCCAGCAUCUGCUUCUUCGGACAGUAAAUCUCUCCUUGACCACCUUUCGAAAGCCCCUGAACGUAAGGGCUCUGAUGGAAUUCUACCUUCUACGGAAGCUAUUGUCGGUAUACCAUUGGCAUUUGGAGCAAUCUGCUUGAAUUCAACCGGUCUAGAGCUAUUCCAGUCGUCAGAUGCACUAGAAAGAUUCUUUGAUAUUUUCGAGAGCCCCGCCCAUGUGAAAUGCAUGAAAAAUGAUUCUAACUUGCUUCGACUGCUGGGAAAUUCAUUUGAUGAACUGGUGAGACAUCAUCCAGCCUUAAAGGCUGCAGUCAUGAGCUCCGUUCUACGUAUGGUUGCUCGUGUCGGCCUCCUCGGCAAGUACAAGGCGUGGGAAUGUGGUCUCGGAGCCAAGCUCUGGCUUGAGGACCAAGAUGAGAAAGAAUCUAUUUCUGGUGGUCCGUCUGCUAUCGUUGGCGACCUCUGUGCCGACUUCUCCCCAAGUGAAGAUCAUUGGCCCAGCUCAUCAGUUCCUAACCUAGGCAACAGCAGUACUACCUACCGAGAGCUCUUUGGGGAACUAGAUGCUAGCAAGUGGACUACCAAGGAUGUUGAUGCGGACGGUCUUGCUGUUUCGGGUUAUAUAUUCCCCGUGUUGAAAUUCCUGGGAGCCUUCUUUGAGAACCAGGGUAUCUGCGCCAAUUUCAUAGAGAGCGGUGGAGUGGAAUAUGUGCUCGAUUUUGCUGUGCUUCAGUCUCUGCCGUUUAGCUUCCAUAACAAUGAAGCAAACCACCAAUUGUCUCAGGUCAUUCAUCUCAUGUCAGAGACAAAACCUCACCUGGUACUUCCGCCCUUACUUAACCGCACGCUCUCUGCCCUCGACAAGCUAGAGCCAUUCUGGUCGGGUAACCCUGGCCCAAAGGGUUUUUUCUCUCCGUUGACAAGCUCCUUAUCGGAAGAUAAAACAGGUCUCGAAGCGUCAGAGGUGCGAGCUAAGGGGACGUAUUAUGUUAAACACCUCGUCGCAGUUGGAACUCUUACGAACAUCCUUCGUGAAGUCUACACCCCACCAAUAUAUCCUACACGUCCAACUCAGCAACCGCUCCCAUUCCACCAAGUAAAUCUAUCUGACCAGUAUGCGUUGGUUGCUGAAAGAUUGGGGCGUUUGCAUGCCGCUUGUGUUUGGGAGGAGAUACUGCUACAGAAAAACAUUCCUGAACCCCUAAACGAUCUUACUACACUUCCAGGAUUCACAGGUCUUGACAUGGUUAAUGACGGACAAGAAACACCACCCGUUACUGCAGCAGACGGCGUAUCCGAAAUAGGCGAUGCAGGUGCUGAGUCGCAUGUCGGGGAUCUACCCUCUGCGGCCCAUGGAAGUCGAACUAAAAAGUCCACUAAACUGGACAACCCUGCCUCCACCCAACUAGAUAAAGGGGCAGCGGUAAAGAAUGUCAAGACUCUGCGUUGGUUGUUGGGCACUCUCCCGACAUGUAUCACUGGAUUCCUUCAUUCCCUUGGCCGUGGACUCGUUGGCAAACGACGCGUGGAUACUUACCAACGACAGAAAGCAGCCAUGGUUGCCGGCGCCAUUGCAUCUAUGGUCAUUCAACAGUUAGAGCUGAAGGGACCAAAUGAGUGUGCUUCCACAAAGGAUCGGUUUUCAUACCUCAUUGUCAUUCUCUCAUCAUUCUCACGAUUACUAUUUGACUCCACUGAACGGGCCCACUCGCACUGUUUGACCAUGAUUCUUCUUGCGUUCAAGAAGCAAAACGGAAUACAGAAAAUGAAGGAAUUAGCUGAUAUAUUCUUUCAAGAAGUCAAAGCGUUAGCGCCAUUAGCGCAGUCAGCUUCUUCACCCCCAGACCGUCCAGCUAGGCUCGCAUCAGCAUAUGGUGGAAUUAAAAUAAUCUUGACAUUCUUUUCCGAGAUGACGUCUGCACGAUAUAUCCUUGAUUCUGCUCAGACCCUAGCGAUGGCCAGUAGUGACCGUGACAGAGAGCGUGCUGAUUUUUUCCUUCCUCAACAAUUCUUAGUUGAACUUCGAAUGGAAGCAUUACCCUUGGUGAAAGGGAUGUGGACGUCAGACUUUGUGGAAACUGCGUCAAGUUCCAUUGUUAAGUCCUUAAUUGAGAUUCUUCGCCUAGUACUUGAAGCAGAGCAUGAAUCCAACGCCUACCGCCGUGGAGAUAAUAUACCUAACCCUCAAGCAGUAUCGCCUAGGGUAUUUUCUAUUCAACGUGAACGCCUCGGCCACCUUAUUGAUAAGGGAUAUGAUGAAUCCCUUGCCCGUGAGGCGUUGUACCGUUGUCAUAACUCCCCUAGCGCCGCCGAAGAGUACUGCAAUACCCAAAAAGGUGUUCGUGUUCCACCAAGAAAUCCAAUCCCAGAGUCUGACGUAGAAGCCGGGGCGACGAAACCAAGUACUACUCCACGGGAAGAACAAAGUUUAGGAAGCCGUGGAGGUAAUGAAACUAGCCAGGGUCCCUCAACACGGCCUGCGCAGGACUUGGUAGACCCAAUUGCGUCAAUUCUGGCAGAGAUACAUGCCGAAGCUAUGGAAGUUGCGGAAGCAGAAGGUGAUACAUCUUCUGAAGCGUCACCAACAUCGAGUACCAAUAAUGCUAGGGCUCAAAAUUCGGCUGCCUUUACAGGCACCGAAGGCCAGACUGGGGAAGCUACUCCUACGGUACCACCAAAGAAGCGAGAAGUUGUAACUAUUGAUGACCUGGACAAAGAGCGAGAUAACCUUCGCUCUAAUUUAAUAGAGCGAUGCUUAGAAGUCCUAAAUGCCCAUCAUGACAUUACCUUUGAUUUGGCCGACCUUAUCAACUCUGCCUCCAAAGUGGACAAUCCAUUUAAUUUUAGGAGAGAGAUUGCUUCUCUUCAGAUGGAUGAGAACUUCUUAUCCGGGGGAAAGAAGAUAGCGGCACAUGCCAGUCUUCUUGCCUUACUUCUUCAGGAGCCACAGUUUUAUGAAUCUACACUUGAGCCUCUCCAGGACAACUUCUACGUGCUACUUGGAUUCAUCAAAGUCCCACCUGCUACGUCAGAUAAAUCAACUGAAGAAUCUUGUCCUUGGAUUGGUCAGAUCCUGCUUAUUCUCGAAAGAGUCCUCGCAGAAGAUGCCGCGCCUCGCUCCAUCCGGUGGAAUCCACCAAAUGCAGAUACCCCCGAGGAUUCCGAUAUCGCCGAAUUAGGGGAGCCUCUUGUCUCCUUAGAGGGUAAAACGCAAUUAUUCGAGGCCCUCUUGGAUGUUUUACCACGGAUUGGUAAAGAUGAGUCCCUCGCUUUGUCAGUGGCUAGAGUUCUUGUAAUGCUUACUAGAGUGCGUGCUCUUGCGACUCGACUUGGUGAAAGAAGAAAUCUUCAACGCUUGUUCGUCAUGAUAAAACAAUUGAGCAACCCCUCAAAUGAAAAGCUGCAAAAUUCAUUUAUGCUUAUACUUAGGCAUAUCGUUGAAGAUGAAGAUACAAUCCGCCAAAUCAUAAGGAACGACAUCAUUUCAAGCUUCGAUUCUCGUCCUUCUCGCCAGACAGAUACAACUAACUUUGUUCGUCAAUACAGCCAUCUGGUCAUAAGGGCUCCCCAGCUCUUCGUCGAGGUGACAAAUGAGCUUUUAAAACUUGCAAGAUACGAUUCAAACCAGCGGCCUCAAACUCUUGUUUUGAAGAAUCCGAAGAAGAAUGAGCUGUCGCAGGCAUCAGCGGGAGUUGACAACCCAGACGAAUCUAAAAUCGAACAAGGACAGUCUCCGGUACCAACGAAAGAGGCAGAUCAACAUGAACCCAAGGAAAGCAAGGAGAAACAUAGGGAGCUAAAGACUCCAAUUGUUGAGCAUCCCGAUGGUGUUAUUCACUAUCUUCUUUCAGAACUGCUUUCAUAUAGGGAUGUAGACGACAAAGAGCCCGCCCCGGUUCCACCCGCUGAAAAACCGGUUAAUCGGCCUGAAGAUGUUGAAAUGACAAUUGGUGAAAGUUCUUCCUCAUCACAAGCAGCUACAAACCGUGACUCGUCUUCCAAGAAGGCAGAGAAACCUCACUUCAAGGCCGAUGAACACCCAAUCUAUGUUUACAGAUGUUUCCUCCUCCAUUGCCUUACGGAACUUCUGUCAUCAUAUAAUCGGACGAAAGUUGAGUUCAUCAACUUUUCCCGCAAGGCAGACCCCCUGGCCACGACUCCAUCUAAGCCUCGAUCUGGUAUUUUGAACUAUCUACUUCAUGGUCUCAUUCCAAUCGGAACGAUGGAACACGAUGAAUCAAUUCCUUUCAAAAAGCGAGCCAAUACUUCCAGCUGGGCAAUGAAGGUCAUCAUCGCUUUAUGCACAAAGACAAUUGAAUAUGGUGGCCGGAGAUCGGUUCCAGGCCAAGAGGAGGAGGUCGAGUCUGAUCUACUCUUUGUUCGCAAGUUUGUCUUGGAACACGCCUUGAAAUCCUACAAGGAUGCUACUGCUUCCCGGGAACCUCUUGAUUCUAAAUACGCACGCCUCAUGUGCAUGGCAGAUCUUUUCGAUAAGAUGCUUAGCGGUGGUGCAAGCCCAGAUGGAUCCCCACGCACUGCAUCAGCUACCCGUCAGAUCGCGAAAACGAUGUUCGAGAAGAAUUUCGUGAAUGCUUUCACUGCCUCUGUUGCUGAUAUUGACCUUAACUUCCCGUCAUCCAAGCGUGUCGUGAAAUACAUUUUACGACCUCUUAAUAAGCUCUCUGAAACAGCUGUACUUUUAAGCGAAAGCGGAUCUAUUGAAGCAAAACCGAGCCAAAGUGAUACCGAUGAAAUAUCCUCAGCAAGCUCAGUGUCUGAAUUUUCGUCAUCGAGGGAGGAAACCCCAGACCUUUUCCGUCAUUCCACUUUGGGCAUGUUUGAGCCACAUGAGGAGGAGACUUCUAGUGAAGAAGAUGAAGAGGAUGAGGAAAUGUACGAUGAUGAAUUUGAUGAGGAAAUGGAGUAUGAAGAAGAGAUGCCAGAGAAUGACGGUGAAGUAGUCAGUGAUGAGGAUGAAGAAGAAAUGGACGAGCGAGGCCCAAUUGAAGGGAUACCCGGUGACACUCCCAUGGAUAUCGAGGUUUUGAUCGACGGCGACUCCGAGGAUGAAGAUGAUGAAGAUGAGGAUGACGAAGACGACGAGGAUGAUGAUGACGAGGACGAGGACGACGAUGACGACGACGAAAUGUCGGGACAUCUAGAUGAAAGAAUUGUCGCAGGAGAAAUUACUGGUGAUAAUGACAACAAUAGUCUUCAAGAUGGUGAGGAUGAAUGGGAAAGUGAAGAAGGUUCCGAGGAAGCAGACGACGAACUAGCCAUGAUGAACCAACUUGAACUUGAAUUAGGUGGAGGUAUGGGACAGGGAGAACAUAAUCGCCCGGGUCAACCUCACCUAGAAAACCUUCUCCGGGUCCUGGAAGAGACCGGAGCCUCCGUUGAGCGACUAGACCGUGAGAUGGACCAUGGAAUGGAUAUGAGAGACCUUGCAGAAGAUUUCGUAGAAGACGAUUUAAAUGAGGAAGAAGAUGACGAUGGUGACCUUUCCAACUCACCCUGGAGCUGGGAUGAACCAGUUUUGACCCAAAAUCGUGUCCCUUCACGGAAUAUCCCGUCGUGGAAUUUCUUCCCUGGUCAAAUGGCAAGUAGACAAGGUAUCAUACCAGUGCCUGACUAUCGGUCACAUCGGACGCAGGUUGCACAACCUAGGAACGAUGAUGGCGUAAAUCCUCUCUUACGGCGCAGUGAUCGCGCUCAUGAACAGCCAACUCAAAGACGAGGGCCAAAUGCAGAGGCUUUUAGCGACUGGGUAACUGCAAUGGACCCAAAUAGCCACGGUAGACUUCUCUCGAUUGACAGUCCAGUUACAUUCAUGAAUGCAAUCAUGCAAGCAAUCGGCCAAGGAGGGCCGGAAUUUGGUAUUGUCUCCCGACCGGAUGGAUUCCACCUUCAUGUAGAGCGUGGCUCUGUUCUUCCCGGGCGUCUUCAGGAUCUUUUUGGCCUAGGAAGAGCCCCAGUGGUUACACCUCGUUCCCGCGAUGAUCCUACCCAAGCUGUUGCCUUCCCAACCGGCUCGACUCUAAAUCGUUGGCAAGAAGAGGCUCGACUUCAUUUCAACAACCUCUAUAUGGAAAAGGCACAAAGAGUAGUUCAAUCCAUCCUCAAAUUACUAGUACCUCCGGCCAUUGAGGAAGAUAAACAACGACAAAAGAAGCUUGAGGAAGAAAGAAAACGCCUAGAAGAAGAAAAAAUUGAGCGAGAAAAGCAAGAACGCAUUGCUCGAGAGGAGGCUGAAAAGGAGAAAAAACGAAAAGAGGAAGAGGAAGAGGCUGCAAGGAAAUUAGAAGAAGAGCGCUGUGCUGCAGAAAAUGCUCAGGCAGGCAAUGCUGAGCCUAUGGAAGACGUGCAACCCACAGAAGCUGCUGGUCCAGCGGCGGAGCAGCCUUCUACUGAGACUACUGCUCCAGAAGCUAGCUCUUCAGAACCAGCCCAAAGAAUCCACACUACCAUACGUGGACGACAACUUGAUAUCACUGGUAUGGAAAUCGAUCCAGAGUACCUUGAGGCGCUUCCAGAAGAGAUGCGAGAGGAAGUAAUCCUGCAACAGCUUGCAGAACAGCGCUCUCAAGCAGCCGUGGCAGGCGAAGAGCCAAGCGAAAUUAACCCGGAAUUUCUCGAAGCGUUACCAGCGGAAAUCCGAGAAGAACUCCUCCAGCAAGAGGCAGCUGAUCGCCGUCGUCGCGAACGGGAAGCGGCCCGUCGCCAAGCGGCAGCGAAUGGGGCUCCUCAUGCUGAAGAUAUGGACCCUGCCAGCUUCAUAGCAACACUUGAGCCAUCACUUCGACAAACCGUAUUGGCUGACCAACCCGAUGAUAUAUUAGCAUCACUUGGGCCAGAGUUCGUGACUGAAGCCCGUGCGUUGACUGGCGGCCGAAGGCUUCCCCGAUUUGGUGAUACUGGCGUUCUGGACGCUCACCCUCCUGCUGGAUCUGCUCGUCAGGACCAAGAAGCCAAGAAGCCUCAACGUCGACAAAUUGUUCAGGUGGUCGAUAAAGCUGGUGUGGCAACUUUACUUCGCCUAAUGUUCAUGCCGCUGCAAGGAAAUGCCAGACAUCAUUUGAACGAUAUCCUCCAUAAUAUUUGCCAGAACCGCCAGAAUAGAUCAGAAGUGAUUAGCCUUCUCUUAUUGAUCCUCCAAGAUGGGAGUGCUGAUAUUUCGGCGGUGGAGAGGAGCUUUGCCCAUUUGUCACUGCGGGCAAAAACGCCCACUUCCCAGCGAACACCUCAGCCUGUAAAGCGGGCCUUGUCACUUCCUGUACCUGGUGCUAACCAUGAUGUGACUCCCUUGAUUGUCAUUCAACAAUGCCUAGGCGCUCUUUCGUUCCUAACUCAGUACAACCCUCACAUCCCUUGGUUUUUCCUCACUGAGCACGAAACUGUCUCUGCCCUCAAGAUGAAGGCUCUACGCAAAGGAAAAGCUAAGGAUAAUAGGGCAAACAAGUUUGCUCUAAAUUCUCUACUGUCUUUGCUUGAUCGAAAAGCCAUUUUAGAUAGCCCCAACUGUAUGGAACAGUUAUCCGGCUUGCUUAGCAGCAUUACCCAUCCCCUGACAAUAUUGCUCCGAAAGGAAGCAGACAAGCCAGGUGCUUCCGAAAGCAAGGGGGCUGAGAAGAAACCCGAAACUGAGCCGCAGCCACAGAAUACGGGCGAUGCCCAAACACGCGACUUAACAACUCAGCCGGACACAGCAAUGACGGAUCUAACCACUGGAAGUUCAGAUAGUGCCGUCCGGCAAGAGCAAAGGGAAGACGGUAAUACUGAGAGCGAAAAAUCAUCUAAAGAGGACCGAAAGCAAAAGAAAGUACGCACAAUUGACCCUCCAGUGAUUCCAGAGUAUAAUCUACGACUUGUGGUUCAUAUUCUCUCUGCCCGUGAGUGCAAUGGCAGAACAUUCCGGGAGACCCUCUCCACAAUCAAUAAUUUGUCGUCAAUUCCUGGUGCAAAAGAAAUUAUCGGCAAAGAACUAGUCGGUCAAGCGCAGACUUUGAGCAAAUCAAUACUCGUUGACUUAGAGGAGCUAAUCCCUCAUAUUACUAAUGCUGAGUCUGGUACUGAUGUACAGGGUAUGGCCCUCGCAAAAUUCUCACCAGCAAGUUCCGAUCAAGCCAAGUUAUUACGUGUUUUGACCGCUCUUGACUAUCUAUUUGAUCCCAGCCGAGAAAAGGAGAAACUAUCAGAGGCCGAAGCAUCUGAAAAGACGAACACUCUCAAAGCCCUCUAUGAAAGUGUUACCUUUGGGCCGCUUUGGACGAAGUUAAGCGAUUGCCUUCAUGCUGUCCAACGCAAAGAAUCCAUGCUCAACGUUGCAACAACACUUCUCCCGCUCAUUGAGUCGCUCAUGGUUGUCUGCAAGAAUACUACACUCAAAGAUGUCCCACUCUUCCCUAAGCAGGGGCGCGAGUUCAGUGUAUCCAGCCCGCCUCCUGAUUCUGGCAUGGAGGGCCUGUUCUUCAAUUUCACAGAAGAUCAUAGGAAGAUUCUCAAUGAGCUUGUGCGACAGAAUCCCCGACUCAUGAGUGGCACAUUCUCGCUGCUAGUCAAGAACCCGAAAGUUCUGGAGUUUGAUAACAAGCGUAACUACUUCAAUCGCAAAAUACACUCCCGCGGUACUGAGGCUCGCCAUCCCCAUCCUCCGUUACAGCUUUCUGUUCGUCGUGAUCAGGUCUUCCUCGAUUCCUUCAAAUCGCUAUACUUUAAGACCGCAGAUGAGAUGAAAUAUGGCAAGCUGAGCAUCCGAUUCCACGGCGAGGAAGGUGUUGAUGCUGGUGGUGUGAGCAGGGAGUGGUUCCAAGUCCUCGCAAGAGGGAUGUUCAACCCAGACUACGCUCUGUUUAUUCCAGUCGCGUCUGAUCGGACAACUUUCCACCCCAACCGCCUUAGUGGAGUCAACCAGGAACAUUUGAUGUUCUUCAAGUUUAUCGGACGCAUCAUUGGUAAGGCUCUGUAUGAAGGCAGAGUCCUAGACUGUCAUUUUAGCAGAGCAGUCUACAAGCGAAUUUUGGGCAAGUCAGUCUCCAUCAAGGACAUGGAAACUCUAGACCUCGACUACUACAAGUCUCUUCUGUGGAUGUUGGAAAAUGAUAUCACUGAUAUCUUAACCGAAAACUUUUCAGUUGAAGUCGAAGAUUUCGGCGAAACCCGAGUUAUUGACUUGGUAGAGAAUGGUCGAAAUAUCCCGGUGACCCAAGAGAACAAGGAAGAGUACGUGCAACAUGUUGUCGAGCACCGGUUGACUGGCUCCGUCAAGGAGCAACUAGACCAUUUCCUCCGUGGUUUCCAUGACAUUAUACCAGCCGACCUUAUCUCGAUCUUUAAUGAACAGGAGCUGGAACUUCUCAUCUCCGGGUUGCCUGAGAUUGAUGUUAACGACUGGAAGAACAACACUGAAUACCACAACUAUUCCGCAUCCUCUCCACAGAUUCAAUGGUUCUGGCGCGCUGUUCGAUCAUUCGAUAAAGAAGAGCGGGCCAAGCUACUUCAGUUUGUCACCGGUACAAGCAAAGUGCCAUUGAACGGAUUCAGAGAACUUGAAGGCAUGAAUGGAUUUAGUAAAUUCAACAUCCAUCGUGACUAUGGAAGCAAUGACCGACUUCCAAGUUCGCACACCUGCUUCAACCGUAAGUAG